UACGCCAUAAUAUCAAUUUUGGUGUUGAGUUACUGAAAGUUGUUUGGUAGUGAGUACCGGUGGUAUUAACAUCUGAGUUAGUUUCGCCGGUUCGUAUGAAUUAAGUGUGUACAGAAACAUCUGUAGUUUACCUUAACAUAUUUAUUACGUAUAAUUGUAUAUAGAAAAACGAUAAAAGAUGAUGCACGGUGGACAGAGCCUACAGGAUAGAUUGGUUGCUGCACGGUAUGCUCUCGCUGGUCAAGGGUUAGCAAGAAUUGUGUGCAAAGCAGCAACGGAAGAACCUAUCGCUCCAAAGAAAAAACAUUUGGAUUAUUUACUGCAGUGUACAAAUGAACCCAAUGUCUCCAUUCCACAAAUGGCAAAUUUUCUCAUUGAGAGAACGCAGCAUUCAUCCUGGGUAGUUGUCUUCAAAGCAUUGGUCACUGUUCAUCACCUUAUGUGUUAUGGAAAUGAGAGAUUUAUCCAGUACUUUGCCUCAAGUAACUGCACUUUUCAACUUAGUAAUUUCAUUGACAAAAGUGGGGUGCAAGGAUAUGACAUGUCCACAUUCAUCAGAAGGUAUGCCAAGUAUCUCAAUGAGAAAGCAGUGUCUUAUAGAUCUGUUGCUUUUGACUUUUGUAAGGUUAAAAGAGGAAAAGAAGAUGGCACCUUAAGGACUAUGAAUGCAGAAAUGUUGUUGAAGACUGUUCCUGCUAUUCAGAAUCAGUUGGAUGCAUUAUUGGAAUUUGAUUGUGCAUCUACUGAUCUGAUCAACCCUGUAAUUAAAGCCUGUUUCAUGCUUCUCUUUCGAGACCUUAUACGGUUGUUUGCCUGUUACAAUGAUGGUAUCAUUAAUCUUUUAGAGAAAUAUUUUGAAAUGAACAAGAAACAUUGCCGAGAAGCCCUCGACAUGUAUAAGAAGUUCCUUAUUCGUAUGGACAGGGUGGCAGAAUUUUUGAAAGUUGCUGAGAAUAUUGGGAUUGACAAAGGUGACAUACCAGAUCUGACAAAGCUGAGCCAAACCUGUAGAGACCUGCCUAUGUUCGGCCUGAGCACUGCACCUAGCAGUCUGCUAGAUUCCCUUGAACAGCAUCUGGCAACAUUAGAAGGAAAGAAAGCUACUCCUAGCACAACAACAGCAGGAAUAGGGUUAACCACAAACCUCCAAAAAGCAAUCAUCACUUUUUCAUCCACUAGCAGUUCAUUUGGAACAGCUGGAGGUCAAGAAGUCAAUGAGUUAAAAUCAGAUGACCAGCUUCUUAAGGUUGUUGAAGAAGAAGCAGAUAAUAUGAGUCAGCAAAAGCACAAUUCUCCAUUUGUUUGGGAACAGCCAAGCUGGAAUGAUUUGGAGUGGAAGAUAAAUGAUACAGCUGGGACAAACACGCCAUCUAGUACUCUACCCAAUCUUUCGAGCAAGACCAACCCAUUCCUUACAUCUUUGUUUACCGAGGCAACUCCUACCACAUCUAAUAAUGAGCAAAUAGUUGACCUUUUCUCUUUGUCUUCCACGGAUGGGCCUCUUACAGUACCCAGCCCUGCCAAAGCAAGUGAUGAUCUCUUUGGCCUUAGCGUCAACCCCUUUGCAGGCAGCCUUAUGAGUGGCAGUGAAAACCAACAAAGUUCCUUGUUUGCCCCAUUUGGAACUAAUGGAGUUUCAUCAACAACCACAGCUCCUUCCACCUCGACUGAUCUCUUUGCAACAGAUGAUUCGUUUGCUGUGGCAUUUGGAAAUGAAACGGCAUCAUCUGUUGCUUCUCCAGCAGUAACUGUUCCUGCUUCUGCAAACAUUACCUCAGCCUCACCUGAACAUAGUUUAGGGGGAGGUGGGUUAAUGCUGCCUGUUGCAGAUCUUUAUGGAAGAUCAACUUCCCCAUCUCCAACAGCAGAUUUAAUGAAAGGAGCAGGAACUACACCAAUAUUGUCUCAUCCACCUGAGCCUGCUUUUGGUGAACAAGUUGACCAUUUGGAUGGAGUGGUUGCUUCAGAAACUGAAACAUCAACAGAUCUUGUUUGGGGAGAUAGUCCACAACCUAUUGGACCUACUGUUGUUCCAGGUGUAAGUCCAUUUGAUUCUUCAUUUCAAAUUCUUUCAUCUUUACCUGCUCCCAUGGACAAUGUGGCUAAAGUUCCUUCUCAGUCCGAGGAAAAAAUGGAUCUCUUCAGUAUGGAUGAAGCUGAUUUUGGAUUUGGUGAAAUAAACACACAUCCUUCUCUUGUGGCAGCCACAUCAAAAACAACACCAGCACCACCAACACCACCACCUUCUCCUUUUGGAAAUUUGGAUAUGCCUUCUAGUGCAGUUGGUCUAAGUUCUGUUUUAGAUCAUGGCCAGUCUUCUCUUCAUACUUUACAAGGUGUUUCUUCUUUCCAACAAUCGCCAAAGUCUUCAGCACUUGAUGAUCUUAAUUUUACCAUCCAAAAAGCCAUGAAUAGACCUUCUGCAUCUCCUGCUUCAUCUUCUUACUUGGGAGGAUCCAGGUCUUCAGCAAAGUCUUUCUCACCAGUUGGAGUCAGUCCUGUAACUGGGUCUCCACUUAGCUCCUCUGUGCCUCAUUUGGAUUCUCCAGUGUUGGUUGGAGCACAUGUUUCACCCACUCCUACCUCAGGGCUGAGUUCUCCAACUAAACCUCUAACUGGAGCAGGGUCUUCAAGUUCAGGAUUUGAUCUCCUUGGAGAUGUACUUCAGCCGCAACCUGUGACAGGUGGUGUUAGGAUUCCACCGACAAUAGUUUCAGAUACAAAGAAAACACAACCCACUGCAAAAGGAAUUGUAAAGGGAGAUCUAGACUCUAGUUUAGCCAGUCUGGCUGAGAAUCUUUACAUUGGUGGUCCUGCUCAACAAAUGAAGUUUGGAGGCCACCAAUGGGGUUCUUCAAAACCACCCUCAAAAACUGGUGCUGCAACUACUGGUGCUGGGGCAUCAGUCAGCUCAAGUUGGGGAUCUUCACAAUCUGUAUAUCAACCAAUGGGUAGUGCUGGGCAGUUUGGAGGAGGAACAGGAGCUGGUAUUAUGAGUAGCUCUUUUACUCAGCAACCAAAACCUGGAAUUCUACAACAAAGCUUUGGGGUAGGAAAUGCAAUGAGAUCCCCAAUGGUAUCUACAGGUAUGGGAAUGAGUAGUGGAAUGAAUAUGUCCAUGGGGAUGGGAAUUGCUCAGCCUCAACAGCCCAUGGGAAUCUUUGGAGGGAUCCAACCUCAACAACCUGUGGGUAAUAUGCAGAGAUCCUCAAAACUUUCACCAUCUGAUACCAGUGAUCCAUUUGGAGCACUAUGAAAGAAAGUUUUAGAUAGAACUGAUGCAUAGAAGAUACCCCACCACAUUCUGAGAUUGUAAUAUUAUGUAGGCUUGUGUCAUUGUAUCUAUAAAAGAUUUGUACGUUUAGGCUUGAGAGUUCCAAAGAAAGGUUUCAUCAACUUAUCUACCCUGUAUUUGAUCACCAUAAACUUGGGAGUGACUUCAACAAUGUGAAUGAAACUGUUGUUCAUGCUCUGCUGAUGUAUUCUGUUUAUCUAUAGUAUAUAUUUGUGGCAUCUAUAUUUCAUAUGUUAAUAUAUAUAAAUGCGAAAGGCCAUAUCUUGUAUCAGGUACUUACAUUUACAUAUGUAUUUCCAUAUUUAUGCAAAGUCAGAUGGUUUUGUGAAAGUUGAGUUUAUCUUAGAGAGAACAUUGUUUGUGCCAUAUUUGAAUGGUAGGAAGAAGAACUGUAAUAUUGUAUAGAACAUCUGCAGGCAGAAUUUUGUGUUUCUUUUGGUAGGUAGUUUGUUAAAGUAUUUAUUGUUGAGCAUUGUUUCUGUUCUGUUUGAAUAUCACACACUUGUUUUAUCCAUUGUUAACUAAAUGAUAUGUGGCAGUUGUGUGUUUCAUUUGAUUCAAGUAAGCUUGUGUGUGUGUGUGUCUAUAUAUAUAUUUAUACAUGUAUGCCUAUGUAUAUGCACACACACAGAUAUAUGUAGCUAUUAUAUUGAAUCUAGAAAAAUAUCCAAAAGUCGACUGUGAAUAUUGUAGUGCAUCAAUUGAAACUGAAAUGAAGUUACUUAUUUUUGUGUAGUUUCUAGCGGAAAUGUAAAUGUACGUACAUAAUGACACUUCUGUGAUGGUUCAAAGUUCUUCUAUUUUAAACACAUAAAAAAAGCAUGCGAACAGUUUUGUUUGAUAUGUAAAUAUAACUAAAACUGUAAAAACUAAAAUGUUCUAUUUACAUAUCACAAAAUGAAUUUGACAGUUUGUAACUAUGUUUUAUUCAUAUCUCUCUCUGUUUCUUCUAGUGCCAAGAUUAAAUGUUUUAGAUAAGAGUUUUUGUGAAACAUUGUUGGUGAGUCUUUUUAAAAUGUAACUUUUUUUUUGUACCUGUCUAAAUUUGAUAAAAUAGUUUGAAAAAAAAUGUUAAAAAGGAGGGGUCCCCUUAAAGAGCUGUUUUUGGCCCUACUAUGAAUUUCAAUCACUGGAACAUACAUGAAAGUCUGGCAGGUAGCAACUCCAAAAACAUCUAUGAUUACCUUUUCAGGGUGUUAUUAAGGAAGAAACACACACAGUAUCACAGUGUUAUUCCUGCAACCUGUAGAAAGCAUGGCUAUAGUGAGAAUGAAGUACAGAGAUGAUGUGAAAGAGUAGAUAGAAAUGUUCAACUCCACAAAGUUCACGUCACUAGAACCUAUGUCCCCAGAACUACUGCAUUCCACCCUGCUGCACCAGUGACAUGGUAUUGAAAUAGGGCAGGAACCCUUUGACUGUUGGUGGACUGUCACAUCCCAUUUUCAAUACUUGGGCAUGUCUGCUGGUCAAUGGAGAAAAGUAAGGAGUAUGACUAUUCAAUGUCACUAUUAUGAAUGUGAGAGUGUAUAGGAAUAUUUGAUGUCACAGUUGCUAAGAUUUUCAGCAUUCAUUAUGUCAUAUUUAUUGUCCUUACUUUAUGAGCACGUGUAUGUAUCACACUAGUUUUUAUAUAUAUCCCAUUACAUGUGAAAUAUGUACCAUAAAUAUGGUGGUGGUAUGCGCAUGUGCUCGAUGUUAAAGUCAAGUUUGUUUCUGCAUAAACAACUGAUUUCUUUUCGUAAAGUGGUACAAUACCCAUAAUAUGCACCCCAUAUUGACAAAACACAUUACACAAAUCUUCAUAUUGAUUGUUGGGAGGUAGGGCAGUACUGGGACUGCCAAAAGCACCAAUUAUUGUUACCUUCUCAAAACUUUAUUAUUAAUUGAUGGAUUUUAGGGCAAAAAAAUGGUCCUUAUGGGGACACAUUCUUUUCCAUUGUUAUUUUUAGGUGUGUAUAAUUGUAAUGAAAUGUAAGAAGCUAGUAUGAUGAUGCAAGAAACUACUCUGCCGAAAGAUCUUCAAAGAAAAAAAUUUUUUUUAACAAACAUCCCUUCCCUGAACAAAUAAGAGGAAACAGGACUAUUCUAAAAAGGUUUUUCUCCUUGCACAGCUCUGUCUUAUGAAUAUUGUUAUAAACACUUGCAUAAAAAAGCAAAAAAAAAAGAAAAAGAAAUUGGUUAAGAGUAUGAUUUAAUAUUUUAAACUGGUGGUAUUUUGAUUUUAUACAUAUCAGACUAGAAUGGCUCUUCAGUAAAAAAAAGAAUUGAGUCUGUAAAUAAUAGAUUUUCCACACUGAUUCCAAAGGAGUUGUAAAUACUAAAAAACUGAUUUGUUGAAUGAAUGAAAAAUGUACUUUGGACAAACAGUAAUCUUAUUUAUACAACACAAACCCCAAAAUAUCAAGGUUUCACAAACAGAUGUAUAAUGAACAGAGUUGUUGAGGUAAAUGUAAUAAAGGGUCUGUAAUAUAAUAUAAUUUUCAUUAGGUAGCAAUUUCUCAUGUGACACCACAGUUUUAACGUUAGAUUGGUAUCGGUGGCAUAGGAAGUGGUAAGGCCAUUCAUUGGCACAUAUAGCUACAACUUAUGUAUUAAAACUUGCUUCUUUUAAUUCUGUACGUUACGUUGUAUGUAUGUAAUAUUUGUAGUUAAAAUGACUCAAUAUUCAUUCUCAUAGAAUGAAAUUUUCAAACAUUUUCUCGGGGAGGGCAUGCCUCCAGACCCCCCAUAGAAAUGGCCUGACCACUCAAAAAUUGUUUUUUACAGCAAAGAGUAUGAAAAGAUUCGUUAUGUUUUGAAUAGCACAUAUAUGAAGUUUGAUAGUGAAUAAUACAUUGUUCAACUUGACACAUCUACCAGAUAUUGUUUUCUAAACUUUUAAGUACACAUAAGAAUGUGAUGUUUAUAUACAAAUAUUGGGAAAGUACAAUGUUAGUAGUUCCUACGAGUUGCAAGCAGUUGAAGAUAUUUGUUUUUUAUGAAAUAAAACCAUCAGCUGUGUGUGUAAUUUAGUUAAGUUGAGUAUAAUCACCAGUAUGAUAUAAGUAUAAUACUUGGUGUGAAGAUGUUAUUUACUGUUUGUUCUUUUUAAAGAAACUGGUACAGCACAAAGUUAUUGAAUUACUUGUUCAGAAAAAUAAUGUUUUCUUAAUAUAUACAGUGAGUGAGAGCCUUAAACAUAAUGUUUAUUCUUUCUGUCAUACUUAAAAAAGUAGCAUUGGUUUUGAUAUCAAGUGUUGUAAGUCAGUUAAAAGAAUAUAUUGGUUUAGUUUAUCCUAAUUUGAACUGAAUAUUUACCAUUUUAUCAAAUUAAAACAUGAUAUAACAUGUGAAUUUGCUGGUGUUUGCCAAAAAUGAACUUGCCAUUUAGUAACAUAACUGCAAAGGUGUAAUUACAACUAAAAUAUAGCUGCAGUAUAAUGAAGUGUAUAUAGAGGGGAGGCAUGGAGAUGUACUUUUUCAGCUAUUGGUCAACAUUAGGUUACAUGUAAAAUAUUACAAUUUAAGCGGAGCUACGGUGUUUUAUUAGAAAGUUGUUACACUAUAGGUCCAAUGUGUGUACAUUGUUAGCUGUACUUAGACUGUGUGGUAUCUUUUUUCAACUAUGUUGAAAGUUGUUGAAGAUUGAGAUAAGACCAUACAGACAGAUUAACAUGAAUAUCAAAGACAUUUCCUUAAGUAGAUCAUUUGGUUUGCCUACAGUAGCCAGAACCUCUAGGAAACAACUUUGGUGAGAUUCUUUACCGGAUAUAUUAGUCUCUAACUGCUGAGAUAUCUAGGCCUAAAAACAAUCAUUCCAUUGUAAAAUACCUAGUUUAUAAUUAUUUGCUUUGUCAGUGAUCAUACAAAGCUGGGCUUUGGGGAUGGCAAAUCUGUCUGUUAUUAGUAUUUAUUUUUCCUGUACUUCUGUACAUCCCAAAAGCAAUACCAUCAAUGUUAACUCAAUAGAAAUCUUUGAGUCAAACUAUACAGCAAACUUUGUGUAACUUCUGUUAUUUUAUGUUGGAAAUGGUAAAUAAAACUUAACUGGUUGUAGAAA
Messenger RNA from Limulus polyphemus (Atlantic horseshoe crab), 7334 nucleotides. RefSeq names its product phosphatidylinositol-binding clathrin assembly protein LAP-like. Gene Ontology annotation, molecular function: phosphatidylinositol-4,5-bisphosphate binding; 1-phosphatidylinositol binding; clathrin heavy chain binding. The coding region runs from base 179 to 3256 and encodes 1025 amino acids. Gene Ontology annotation, biological process: clathrin-dependent endocytosis; synaptic vesicle budding from presynaptic endocytic zone membrane; clathrin coat assembly. NCBI's taxonomy places the organism in Eukaryota, Metazoa, Arthropoda, Merostomata, Xiphosura, Limulidae. The transcript is spliced from 22 exons. Gene Ontology annotation, cellular component: extrinsic component of presynaptic endocytic zone membrane; clathrin-coated pit; clathrin-coated vesicle. The record is from RefSeq and is a predicted model, not a curated record.